This is a messenger RNA of Nematolebias whitei (Rio pearlfish), 1235 nucleotides long. Its product is annotated as F-actin-monooxygenase MICAL3-like. NCBI's taxonomy places the organism in Eukaryota, Metazoa, Chordata, Actinopteri, Cyprinodontiformes, Rivulidae. The transcript is spliced from 4 exons. The record is from RefSeq and is a predicted model, not a curated record. The coding region runs from base 249 to 1235 and encodes 328 amino acids.
AGGAGGAGGGAGCGCGCGGAGGAGAUCUGACCGUAAUCUCGCUGCCAGCAGCGGGUGAAACGGGUGGAAGACACCGCUGAAUCCACGGAGCGAAUGUGUCGAAGAUCCAACCUAGAACUAAGUUCACCGAGGAGUAAAACCGUGGAGACAGCGGGUCCAACAGAAUGGAGGAAGCUGCGGAGAAACAUCGGGUCUUUUUGAAGGAAUAAUCUCAGAUUACGAAGAGGAACUGUCGAGUUGGAGAGAAAAUGAGUUCAGUGUUUCCUGCAGAUCUUCAUCAGACUCUGCUGAUCAGAGCAGAUGCUCCUGAGGAAUGGAAGCCUGACGUGGACCAGCAGGAACCAGAACACCUCCACAUGAAGGAGGAAAAGGAGGAACUCUGGACCAGAAUGGAGGGAGAGCAGCUCAGCGUGAAGGAGGAGACUGAUGCCAGCUGGUUUUCAUUCACUGCAGUUCAUGUGAAGACUGAGGAUGAUGAAGAGAAGCCUCUGUUCUCACAGCUGCGUCAUCAUCAAACGGAGGACAGAGAUGUUCCAACCAGCAGCUCAGCUGACCAGAUGAAAGUAGAAGCUGAUGGAGAGGACUGUGGAGGAGCAGAAACCAGCAGGAACCCAGAUCUAAAUCCUCAUGGAGAUGCUUCCAGCUCUUCAGAGACUGAAGUCAGUGAAGAUGAUGAAGAGGACGAGGAUGGGAACAAUGCUGACUCUCAACACUUCUAUGGACUCACAGACAUGGUGUUUCCUGCAGAUGUUCAGCAGACUCUGCUGAUCAGAGGAGAUGCUCCUGAGGAAUGGAGACCUGAUGUGGACCAGCAGGACCCAGAACACCUCCACAUAAAAGAGGAAGAGGAGGAACUCUGGACCAGAUUAGAGGGAGAGCAGCUCAUUGUGAAGGAGGAGACUGAUGCCAGCAGGUUUUCAUUCACUGCAGUUCCUCUGAAGAGUGAGGAUGAUGAAGAGAAGCCUCUGUUCUCACAUCUUCAUCAGCACCAAAUGGAGGACAGAGAUGUUCCAACCAGCAGGAACCCAGCUCUAAAUCCUCAUGGAGAUACUUCCAGCUCUUCAGAGACUGAAGUCAGUGAGGACGAUGAAGAGGACCAGGAUGGGAACAACCCUGACUCUCAGCUGGAACACUUGUCAGACUCUGGGUCUACAACUGAAGACAGUGACAAAGACUGGAAAGAGAGCAGAGCUCCUGAUCCCUUGCAGAUGUUCGAUGCUGUCUACCCGUUUUGA